AUUUUUUUUAGAAACAUUUUUUUUUUAGCCUGUAUUAAAUGUAUACUGUAGUUUCCUUUUUCUCCUCCCUCGGGGACGCGCAUCACUGCGCGCUCCGGCCCCAGCUCGGUACCUCCCCCUUCAGCAGCGUGUGUGUGAGUUUGACUCCCCUCCUUCACUUCAAUGAACACUAUUGUUGAGAAGUGAAGGUUCCACAGCAGACCUGAGCGGACCGGGGUCUGUGGGUUUCAGUCUGACACCCGGACACGGCGCGCGUGUGUGUGUGUGUGUGUGUUUAUAUCGACUAAACCACUGGAGUCAAAGGAGAAAGUUUUGAUUUUUCUUUUUCCUUUUUUUGGUUUUUGUGCAUCGACACAGUGGAAGACUCUGCACUGAGGGCAAACCUUGGAUUAUUUACCCCGGGAUUGACAGAGAAGUGAGACCUGCUGCGAUGUACGGCGAGGAGACGGCAGCUCUGUCCAAUGGACAAGAAGUGGGCGGAGACAGGAACAGAUCAGAGGAACAGCUGAGGUGGAACAGAUCGUAGAUCAAGUUAGAGGAGCAGAGUUCAUGUGGUCUGAAAGGAGACGUCGGAUUUACGUUGGACGAAGGAUGUUGGAGAUGGAGCUCCCAGGCAGGAGGAGGAGGAGGAGGAGGAGAGGAAGACCAUAAAGAAGAUUUAUGGCUGUAGUGAAGGAGGACAUGAAGGUGGAUGUUGAGGGACAGCGGGAGACGGAGUCACGAGAUUCUCUGUGGUAACGAAAGUUAUCAACAGAAGAAAAGUUUGACUGUUUCUGGCCUCAAGUCACCAUGUCAGCGUCCCUCCUCGUCCUGCUCCUGCUCCUCUCGUCUGGUUUGGUGUCCUCUAGUUGUCCCACAGACUGUACUUGCACGGCCAACUACUUUACUAUAUUUUGCAUUCAACGACACUCCACCACCGUGCCGGUUGCGCCAGUGAGCACCAAAGAACUGUACAUUUUCCAGAAUGGCAUUCAGACUUUGACCGAGGAUGACUUCAGCGGCCUGGUGGAUCUGGAGCUGCUCGACAUGAGUCAGAAUGAACUGAGAGAGAUUCCAGACUGGGUUUUUGGAAGGCUGUCCAAGCUGAAGAACUUGGACCUGUCCACCAACCACAUUACCCAUAUCUCCAAACACAGUUUCUCAGGCUUGGUCCAGCUGGAGAGGCUGUAUCUUCAUGCAAACCGAAUCCAGAGCAUUCAUUUGGAAGCGUUCGAGGGUCUGGAAAAGUUACUGGAACUAAAGCUCUACGGAAACCAGCUUUCUUCUCUGCCGUCCCUCCAGUUACCAAAACUGUUGCUUCUAGACCUCAGCAAAAACAACAUCCCAACACUGGGUCCAGCGGACCUCCAGGCUCCUCACUUGGAAUCCCUCAAGUUGGGUUCUCUUGGACUCACCACUUUGGACGAAGACCUCAUAGCUUCCUUUAGGAACCUUCAUGAUCUCGACAUUUCCAUGAAUCAGUUAACUGAGGUUCCACAAGCUCUGAGGCAGGACUCCCUCAAGGGGUUGAUCAAGCUCAACCUGGCAGCCAAUCCCUUCGGAGAGCUGAAGACAGAGAACUUCCACAAACUCACUGGACUUCAAGAGCUGGACAUCAGUGGACUGAAUCUCCAAGGUUUCCCCCAGAAUUUCUUUCAGCUGUUUCCCAGGUUAACGCGCCUGACAGCAGCCGAGAACCCGUUUAACUGUCUGUGCCCGUUGGCCUGGUUCCCAGUUUGGCUAAAAGAGAAAAAUGCAAAUCUUCUGAGGCCCGAGGAAACCAGAUGCCACUUUCCUCUCGUUAACGCUGGAAAGAUGCUUUCAUCACUAGAGCCCAAAGAUUUUGGUUGUCCGUCUGUCACCACAGUACUGACCCAAUCCCAUACUGGAAGUACUCCAACGCCCCAGAUGUUUACGACACCUUUGGAAAACCCCCAUACAAAUGCUAUUCUCCCUCCUCCUCCUCCUCCUCCUCCUCCCAGUGAGGUGACAGGAUCCACAAACGCAGACGGUUCUCCGUUCUCACCAGAACCUACAGACUCCCCAAGUUCCAACAGCAGAGAAGAUGAACCAAGCUUCUGCCCCCCCAAUAUUUGCCUUAAUGGUGGCACUUGCAAUUUCGACCCAUCAGGUCAACUCAGUUGCCUUUGUCCAUCAGGGACGUCUGGGCACUACUGUGAGAACAUGGUCGACGUUCCCGAGCCCACAAAACCGUUGACCACAGAGGUGUCAGUGAUCGCACACGCGAUGCCCGUGGAGCUGGACGCCAUCAGCUCCCGUCAGGUGACCUCCACAUCUAUUUUACUUGACCUGCACCGCUUCAUCAACACCCGGCCACACAUCAAAGGUAUAAGGCUGACGUAUCGUAAUCUCUCAGGGCCGGACCGGCGCCCUAUCAUCCUAAGUGUACCGGCGUCCUAUCCCGAGUACACCCUGCGUGGUUUGAGACCCAACUGUACGUACUCGGUGUGUGCCAGUCCCCUGGGCGAGCGAGUGAGCACCAGGACGAACAGCUCUGCAGAAACAGGUCCAUGCACAGAGGCUCGAACUGAAAGUGUUCCAGCGACAUCGGUGGAGUCCAAGGUGGAGACCCAGAGCCAGGUGAGCUACAGUCUGAUCCCCGCUCUGGCAGCGCUGGCGAUGGUGCUGAUGUUGGCCGCGGUUGGUGUGAUGCUCAUCUGUCUGCGGAGGAGGAGGCAGGCCAAGGCAGGGCUGGAGCUGGAGCUGGGCCCAGCAGACCCGGUGGAGCUCGAUGGCAUCAAAGCCGGCCUCGAGAACGGUGGCAACGGAACGUUACAGCAAAAACAGCCGGAGAUCGAGCGCUGUCACACGUCUCAGCCACCGCCAUCGCUUCAACAAAACGGGGGCUUGGACUAUGAGGUUCUAUUGAUGCAAGAACACUGCCCAUCAAAUAACAAUUUAGCUUCACUAAAGCCGUCUUAUUUCUGAGACGACGUUCGAGCAGAGACGAUUGGAAAGAUUUGUUUUUUUUUAAAAGUGCAGGUUUACCUGUGGAACUGUGGAAAGUUGAAGUUCCUCUCGAUUUCAAAAUCAACAAAGUUGGCACUUAGUUGGGAUUUUUAUCUGUUUUUUAAAGUUGCUAAAAUACUGAGAGCUGAUCCGCAGUAUAUUCUAAACCGCUGUGACCUGAGGCUGGUGAGAACCUGUCCAGAGAUUCAAUGAAGUCCAACUGAAUGGACUGGUCUGAGUCUGAGGGGAAACGACAGUUCCUUUUUGCAUUGACUGUCAACUGUAUUUGAUGCCAUGUUUUUUGUUUGUUUUUUUAAAAUGUCUUUUUAGUAAAAAGAAAUUGAAUUGAGUGUAAAUCCCGUUGCUGGAUUUGGGAGUUGUGUUGCACCAUAGUUUUUUGGGAGUGCAGAGAUGUCGAAAUGCAGGACCAGCGAUCCUGGUGCAGAACUUGGUUUGGACCCGUUUCUUUGCUCAGUGGGAUUUAUUUUUUACAGAGCUUGCACUGAAAAGAAGUAUUGGAUUUUUCCCAGAUGUCUCAGCCAAAAAGACUGAUGUUCACAAACAGCAGGAAACGCUGUAGGAAGAACACGACUUUAUAAAGAUACUGAAGACUCGAUGACAACGCAGCUGCCAUAAAUUCCACAUUUUGCAGAUUGGGAUUUCCAUCAUCAACAGACCCAGAAUAAGUCUUUCCACCGGCCCGGAGCAUCUGGCUCCACGGGAGAUAAACUUGCUGUGAAAUAUAAAUGGACUGAAUAAAGAGCCAUUUGGCGUCGAUGCAUGCCGAGGGAGGAAGGCUGUGUUGUUUUUUCUUUUGUUUUUCUUUUUUUUUUUUUGUAGCUGACAUUGUUCUAUUUUUGCCUUGUAUUUUGUGUUUUGCUGUAAAUGUUCGUUCAGUAUUGACACUUUUGCUCUUCAUGUUUUUUCCCCUUGAAAAAGUCAUUGGAGUUUUGACCCGUUGUGUGAAACGUCACUUAGCUAAAAAAAAAAAAAUCUUGAUCUCCGACUGGUGUCGUUCUAGUAGUUUCUCUGCUAACACCAUUAGCAUCCAGUAAAAAGUUCAAUGAACACAGUCGUUAUGAACUGGUCUUCUACAGAACUCGCUGAACGAGUCCCAGUCCCAGUCCCAGUCCCAGUCCCAGUCCCAGUCCCAGUCCCAGAUGAUUCAGAUGAUUAGAGAACAAUUAUCCAGUGACACCAUGGAUUGGCCGACACCAGUUAGAGCCACGUUUGAUGACAAUUUGAGUUUUAUUAAAACCUUCUAUUUAUGUUUAUUGCUGACACAAACGAUCUGUAAAAUCCACUGCAUAAUGUUGAUCCCAUUUAGAGAAAAACGGAAAAAUAAAACAGUGCAGAUCUAAGAUAUGAAAGGCAAAAAAAAAAAAAAA
Molecule: messenger RNA, 4337 nt
Organism: Cynoglossus semilaevis (tongue sole)
Lineage: Eukaryota; Metazoa; Chordata; Actinopteri; Pleuronectiformes; Cynoglossidae
Product: vasorin-like
Exons: 3
Coding region: 790-2928 (712 amino acids)
Molecular function (GO): protein binding
Source: RefSeq, a predicted model, not a curated record